CGCUGCCCGAGAGCUUGCUUUUUAUGCAGAGCAAGACACCGACAUAUUUAGCAGGUCUGAAGCUUGUUCGGGGCGGCGACCGUAUUUCUUGUGUGCGGUGUAUUGUGGCUUGGUCAGUUUUUCGUCCUUCUUGGAUAUUUUUUUUUUAUGAUCGGGAUUUUUGAGUUUGGGUCAACGAUCGCCCCGGGGGUCAGUUGUUUGUUUUUUCACAGUUUGAUCUGCUAGCGUGGUAGUGGUAACCACGGCGCUAGCGGAGGGCUAGACAAGGAGUCGGGCAGGUGCGUCGUGCCGGUCUCUCGGUCGCAACAUUCGCCAUCAUAGCCAUGGGUUGUACUCUGAGUGCCGAGGAACGGGCCGCCAUGGAGCGGAGCAAGGCCAUCGAGAAAAACUUAAAAGAAGAUGGCAUGCAAGCAGCCAAGGAUAUAAAACUUCUACUUUUAGGUGCUGGUGAAUCUGGAAAAAGUACCGUCGUCAAGCAAAUGAAAAUUAUCCACGAAGGUGGCUUCACCAGCGAAGACAACAAACAAUACAAGCCUGUGGUAUACAGCAACACCAUACAGUCACUAGUGGCCAUCAUUCGGGCUAUGGGAACACUUAGCUUACCUUUUGGUGAUAAUGAAAGGGAGUCUGACGCUAAGAUGGUCUUAGAUGUUAUAGCUAGAAUGGAGGACACAGAGCCAUUCUCAGAGGAGUUGCUUGCAGCCAUGAAAAGAUUGUGGGUUGACUCUGGUGUGCAGGAGUGCUUAGGUCGUGCUAAUGAGUAUCAGCUCAAUGACUCUGCCAAAUAUUUUUUAGGUGAUUUAGACCGUUUAGGUGCAAAAGAUUACAUGCCAACUGAGCAGGAUAUCUUGAGGACAAGAGUUAAAACAACUGGCAUAGUUGAAGUCCAUUUCUCAUUUAAAAAUUUCAAUUUUAAAUUAUUUGAUGUGGGUGGGCAGAGAUCUGAAAGAAAGAAAUGGAUACAUUGUUUUGAAGAUGUGACAGCCAUUAUAUUUUGUGUUGCUAUGAGUGAAUAUGACCAAGUCUUACAUGAAGAUGAAACAACAAAUCGAAUGCAGGAGAGCUUGAAAUUGUUUGAUUCCAUCUGCAACAACAAGUGGUUCACAGAAACCUCUAUUAUUCUGUUUCUCAACAAGAAAGAUCUCUUCGAGGAAAAAAUCAAGAAGUCCCCAUUAACAAUAUGUUUCCCUGAAUAUACAGGUAAGCAAAUGUAUCAAGAGGCCUCUGCAUACAUAGAAGCACAGUUUGAAGCUAAAAAUAAAAGCUCAGCGAAGGUAAUCUACUGUCAUCAAACAUGCGCUACAGACACUAACAACAUUCACUACGUCUUUGACGCUGUUACGGAUGUCAUUUGUGCAUACAACCUAAGGGGUUGUGGGCUCUACUGAACACUCCAUUUCAUUUAUCUAUUUUCCUUUUGUUUGACUCACAAGGACAGAGAUAUGAAUAAAUGUUGUUCUAAUGGGGAAAGGAUGCGAGUAAGGCAAGGGAAGCAACCUGAUGCACUGGCCUUCUGGAGCGUUAGUAGAAUAUAAUGACCAACAUUGGCUUUAAAUGUGAACAAAAACAGUGUUUUCAAUGUUCUGACCUGAUGCUGUUUUAGCCAAGAGGACACACCUAUCAUAAACUGUGUGCUAGAGGUAUUGAAAUAUAAGCUCACCUAGAUU
Physella acuta is the source of this 1667-nucleotide messenger RNA. Its product is annotated as guanine nucleotide-binding protein G(o) subunit alpha-like. Lineage: Eukaryota; Metazoa; Mollusca; Gastropoda; Physidae. The record is from RefSeq and is a predicted model, not a curated record. Gene Ontology annotation, biological process: adenylate cyclase-modulating G protein-coupled receptor signaling pathway. Gene Ontology annotation, cellular component: cytoplasm; heterotrimeric G-protein complex. Gene Ontology annotation, molecular function: GTPase activity; GTP binding; G protein-coupled receptor binding.